AUGAUUAAAAAAGUGUCAAAAUCUUUUAGUAACUUAGGUUUACCAAGGUCCAAAUCACUCAAUGAUGCUACUAACACAACUUCUUCUUCUUUCAUUUCUAUAUCAUCAUCACCGUCGAUUUCAAAAUUAUAUUCUAGACUAUUACAUAGUAAGAAUUCUUUCAAAAAACCUUCGAUUGCUCAAUCAUAUAAUGUACCCAUUGCACUGGAUCGUUAUUUAACCAAUGAAGGUCACCGUCUGGUUGUUUCUCAUCUACGUCUAUCAAAAAUUCAAACUGAUAUAAAAAAUGGCCGCUUACACAAUUUAACUGAAAAAGAUAUUGAUGAUUUUUUAAAAAGUUGCAAUGGUGUGGCUACGAAUUCUUGCGAAACUUUAAAUUAUCAAGAAUUAAAAUUAUCUCUGCCAGAAUAUUCUUCGCUGAAAUUGAUUCUGAAAUCAUUAUACAAAAACUCAACUGUCAUAACAUUGGAUUUAUCAUUCAACAAUUUAAAUGACUCUGAUGCAAAAAACAUUGCCAAAUUAAUCAAAAAAAAUAACAGAAUUAAAGAAUUAAAUAUAGCUUAUAAUAAUAUAAAUGGUGAAGGUGCAAAACAUCUUGCAAAAGCACUAAAAGAAAACAAGUCAAUAGAAAAAUUUAAUCUCGAAUCAAACGAUUUAAAUGUUGUAGGUGGCAAGCAUAUCGGUGAUAUGCUAAAGAAUAAUAACACUUUAAAAUAUUUACAUUUGGGCAGAAAUAAUUUACAAUUCGUUGGUAUAAAACAUAUAAGUGAAUCAUUAGUGAUAAACAAAUCAAUCGUCAGUUUAAGUUUAGAUUCCAACAAUAUCCAACCAGCUGGUGUAAAUGAACUGGCUAAAGUUUUAAAAACAAACAAAAAUUUAACUCAUUUAUAUCUUCCAAGUAACAAUCUUGGUGAUGUAGGAUUGAAUUAUAUAUGUAAAGCUUUAUUACAAAACUCCACUUUAAUCUAUCUUGAUUUGGAAUUUAAUAAUAUUGGAAUGGGAUUAUCUUCACUAUCCAAUGGCAAUAAUGGAGUUGAUGAUGAAGAUGAUGAAAAUGUUAGAAUAAUUGGUGCAAAAUCACUCGGUAAAUUAUUAGAAAAUCACAUUGUACCGAGAGCAAUAAAUCUAACAUCAAAUCCUAUUGGUAAUAAAGGGUGUGAAUUAAUAUUUUCUGGAUUUCAUAAAAAUAAAACUAUGGAAUCUUUAUUAUUAAGUAAUUGUAACAUCGGAUUAGAUGGUGCAAGAGUCAUAAGUGAAUCAUUAAAAUUCAAUAAUGGCUUGCAGAAUCUUAGUUUACACAAAAAUUUACGAUUAGGAGUUGAUGGUCAUUUAUUAAUAGCUGAUGCUUUGGAUAAAAAUACUUCGCUCAAAGGCUUACAACUAGAUUAUAAUUUUGAUGAAUGGGGAAGUGUUGGUGAUACAAUUCAACAAUGUUUAACAAGAAAUCAUUUCUUACAACAAGAAAAAUAUAAUACUGCUUACAGGAUUUUAAACGCUUCCAGAAUAAUCCUAAAUACAAAACCAAAUCAUAAUCAUCAAAAAACUAAAUUGGAUGAAUUACCAUUGGAAAUAAGCGAACAAAUUUUGUCCUUUUUAGACCCUAAAAAUGUAUUAACAGAAUUACAAAUUAUCUCAAUUAUAAAAUGGUCAACAAGGAAAGAUACUUUAGGAUCUACUUUGGAAGAUUUCCUUACUAAAACAUUAAGUGCCUAUUAUCCUAUAACUCCUGACGUACGACUUUGGCCAACUGAAGUUACUGAUAUUUCUGACAAAGUUCAAGGGAGACCUUUGAAUAAAGAAGAAACUAAUGAAGUUAUAAGGAGACCAAAUUAUGGGAUUAAAGGUCGUGAAACAGAAGUAUAUGCAAAUUAUUUUGAAGUAAAAAAGAUUGCAGAAAAACCAAGUCCUAAAAAACCAUUUCCGGACACUUUACGCGCCGUCUUCCAAAAAUUAGAAGAACAAGAACGUGAUGGAUGGUUUUCAGGAAUUGGCGUUGUUUAUGAUUGUACCUCAACACUUUACACAACUGAAUCAUUAAAUCUUGGAUCCGAAAAUAAAUUUGCUACUACAUUGGUUAUUUUGAAAGAAGAAGGCCAGGAUGGUGAAGAGCAAAAUAAUAAAUUCAAUGAAACUGAAUAUAUAGUUAAAGUUUGUAAACUUCAACGUGUCAAUCUCGAAGAUCUUGAAAAAAACUUCGCAGGAAAUAAUAUGGAUUGGAACUAUUUUGAUUUAGCCGGAAUAGACGGAAUUAAUGCAUUAAUUCACCAUAUUCCUUCAAUGAAAUAUGUACGAAUUGAUGAAUCGAUUUUUUUACCAUCUACUCGGAGAAGUUUAGGAGGUGGUGCAGAGAUAUGGAUGGGUUGGUUUGAGAGUUUUAGACCUGGACAAGUAUUUUAUGAACCGGGUAACCUGGUAGAAUUAAUUAAAAAGUUUUUAGGACUAAGGCCAACCGAAUUUCUUCCAUCCAGAUUGGACCAAAAUAGACAUGAAAGGAUAAAUAAAUUCAUAAAAAAUUUAAAAUUUAAUCUAACAUAUCGUAAUAAUAGGAUUAUGAAAAUUAAAGGAUUGAGCACUUUUAAAUCUUUUGAAGUUAAAUUUGAUUCCGAAGAAUUUGGUAAACAAAUAGACGUUCAAAAAUAUUAUUAUCUCAAAUAUAAAAAAAAUUUGGAAUAUUCGUAUCUUGUAGAAAUUAAAGGUCAUGAUACCAUUAAAGUUCCUAUUGAAGGUCAAAGAUUUAAAACUUCAAACUUAAGUGGUGAACAGAGAAAAACAAUGAUUAAAUAUACGGCAUUAUGUCCUAGAGAUAAUAUCAAAAGUUUGAAAGAAGGAAUAAAUAAUGUUUUAGAAUUUAAAAAUGAUGAAAAAUUAAAAGAAUUUGGCACUGUCGUUGAUACAGAAAUGACAAUUGCUCCAGCUCGUGUUUUGUCACCACCUAGUGUUUUGUAUCAUCCUAAUUCCAAAGCUGGCAAGUCUUUUGUUGCAGAUAAAGGUGUUUGGAAUCUUCGAAAUCGGAAAUAUAUUAAAAGUGGGACUCCCCUUAAUUAUUGGAUUGUGAUUGUAUUUUCUCGAUUUUCGCACAAUAUGCUUUAUUCUCUUAAAGGUCUCAUCAAAGAAUUUGUUAGAAUUAGUAGAGCUCAAGGGAUGGAAAUCUAUCAAGACAACCCCAGAAUUGAAUUCUGUAGAGAUGAGGUUGUAUCAGAAAUUAUUGAAGAAGAAAUUAAAAAACAAUAUCGCAAUGCCAAUAAAAUGUUAAAAAAUGAUAUACAAUUUAUGUUUAUCGUUCUUCCUGAUGAAGAUGAAAAACGGUAUCAUGCUGUUAAAAACACCGUUGACACUAUUCUUGGAAUACCGUCUCAAUGUGUACAAUAUGAUAAAAUAAAAAAAUCGUCACAGCAAUAUUUUGCUAAUGUUUCAUCAAAGGUCAAUAUAAGACUUGGAGGUAUCAAUCAAUCCAUUGAUGGAAUUAAUGUACCCUUUUGGAAAAACGAUCACGUCCUAUUACUCGGAGCAGAUGUUACGCAUUUUACUGGACAAGCAGGACCUACGGUCAUGCCCUCAAUUUGUGCUGUUGUUGGUUCUCUUGAUAAACAAGGUGGACAGUAUUUUCCCAUGAUAGAAAGUCAAAAAGUAGGACAAGAAAAAAUCGAAAACAUUAGUGGAAUGGUUUAUCGAAUCUUGUCAGUUUAUCAUGAAAAAAAUGGAGCCCUGCCUGAUCGUAUAAUCAUGUAUCGUGAUGGUGUAUCCGAAAGUCAAUUCAAGAUGGUUUUAGAGUAUGAACUCAAAAAGAUCAAGGAGGCUUGUAUAAAAUUAAGCGGGUCAUAUAAACCAAAAAUCACAUUUAUAACAAUAGGCAAAAGACAUCAGACAAGACUUUAUCCAAAGGAACAAAUUGAUACUGAUAGUGCUACAAGAUCUGUCUCAAUACCACCGCCUACUUAUUAUGCACAUUUAGCUGCUAAAAGAGCAAGUCCUGACGGAUAUGAGAAACAAUUUAGAUUACAUUGUCCAAGAUUUAAUUUUUUGAUUGUUUACAAAAUGACAGAGAAACGUAAAAAUGACCAAUACACUUAUAUUGUCGAGGAAAGUUUAACUGAAAAUCAAGGUGCAUCUGAUUAA
Entrophospora sp. SA101 is the source of this 4116-nucleotide messenger RNA. NCBI's taxonomy places the organism in Eukaryota, Fungi, Glomeromycota, Glomeromycetes, Entrophosporales, Entrophosporaceae. The record is from the annotation of a GenBank genome assembly.